AUGGCACGUAUGGCGCUUGGACUAGUGCCCGGUCAGUCGUCCUCAUCGGCGUCGAGCGGUGCCUCGGAAUCAUCCACCGGUACCGGCAGCCUGGGCAGCAGCGAACAGUCCACCUCCACGUCCGGUGGUCACAUUGUCAGUGCGGUAGCCAAGCGUGGUCGUCUACUGAUACGUCAGCAGCGCAUUAAGAAGGAAAGCGAUUCUUCCUCGACCGGUCAGCAACCGUACGAACCGGAUACGCCGUCGGAUGAUAAUAGUCCUACGGCACAGUACGGUCAUCAGCAUCUGUUGACCGUACCGACGCACCACCGCUUCGAGCGCCAGGUGUCCGAACCUAUCCUGCCACUCUCGUCGUCCAUCUCGGUCAUCGGUGGACCGAUCGGAUCGUCGGGUGAAAGUCGCCCGGGGGCAGGUGAUCGAUCGCACAGCCAUUUACUAUCCGUACCCACCACCCACCAGCAAGCGUACCUGGUCAAGCAACAUUCGCAUCCGUUGUUGCCGAGUCAAACGUCCGCCACCAGCCACGGGAGUACGGGUGGAACGUUUGAACCGUUACAAACGUACACCUUGCAACGGCAGCUCUCUCAUCCCGGUACGGGACAACGUGGCGGUAGUUCGACGCCAUUAACACUGGUUACGAGUAGCAGUGGCUCCACACACUACCUAACACCUUCAUCCUCACUGAAGACGGACUCGGACGAGGAGGCUGCCGGUACACCGACCAGUGCUGUACCAACGAUUCAACUACAGUCGAGCGUUGAGCGUACCAGCUCCGGUCCGACGGUGGUGAUCGUACCAGCCGAACCGGCUGUACAAACGGCAACAAGCGCGGUGGCCGUUAGUGUCGUUAGUAAUGCAGGCGAAAAGCAGUCCAAUCCUACCACGAUUACGUCCGCACCGACCAGUACAAUCCGUGUGAAGGGUGAUGAACUUUCCCGGUCGAUAUCAACGCCAUUGACCUCAUCCCGCUCGUCCGACAUACCAGGGUUGGAUAAUCCACGCUCGAGCCAUUGUCCGGUGGUACGGGAAGGGCCUGCCCUCGGUUGCAACUUCUGCUGGAACACGAUCGAUGCGCACGGACGUAUCUUGCGCCGCAAAACCAAGUACCACUGUCCGGAAUGUCAAACCAAUCUGUGCAUCGUGCCCUGCUUCCAGGAAUAUCACGAACGGCAGUCGGCCGAAAAUCCUACCCCAACCAAUGACAGUGGUGGUGGUGGCGGCGGUGGUACAAAAUCAAACCUGCGGCACUAUGCCAAAUCGGGCUCGAUGUAA
This is a messenger RNA of Anopheles maculipalpis, 1272 nucleotides long. RefSeq names its product platelet binding protein GspB-like. NCBI's taxonomy places the organism in Eukaryota, Metazoa, Arthropoda, Insecta, Diptera, Culicidae. The transcript is spliced from 2 exons. Bases 1 to 1272 code for a protein of 423 amino acids. The record is from RefSeq and is a predicted model, not a curated record.